GUAGCUUACUAGCAACCACUUUCAACAUUUCUGCAAAGCUAGAGAAGGGUUCCCAGUGCCAAUUCCGACACUGUGAAGAGGCCCUUGGCAGUGACACUGUGUGCUCAUUAUGGAGAGAGAGGAAAUGUUUGGAUCCACUCUGCAGAUUUAGACACAUGGAAAUGCAGCAAAACUGCAGCAUUUCAUGCUUCUGGGAAACUCAACCUCUUGGUUGUGUGAAAAUCAGUUGUAUCUUUUAUCAUAGCAAACCUCGAAAUAUCAAUGGAUUAUUUUUGCCACCAAGUAGCAAUAUCACACGACAGAAAGAAAAUCAGGAAGGAAUUCCACCACCGACCCAGAGUCAGGAACCUCUGAAACCUCAGGAAAAUAUAUCACGACCCAUUCACCAUCCUUUAGUUUUAAAAACUAACUUUGAGGAAGAAGAGGAGGAAGUAGAUGAACAAAAUGAUGCUUCUGGUUUAUGGACAAAGACUCCUGAAGAAAUUGAAGAAAAAAGAGCAAUAAAGGAGAUGUGUUAUAAAUCUGGUGAAUACUACAGAUUUCAUACUCCUCCAGAUAUUUCAUCAUCAAAAAGCGUAGCUCCUACAGCAGAAAAAGAGUUAGAAAAGCCUUUGGAAAAUGGCAGUGAAUUGCAAGAAGGGGAUGGUCUUACCGUCCCAACAAAAUAUAGCCUUGAAAGGCAAGGUGAGAUAAAAACAUCAUUGGAUAGGAAACCAAGGACUGACAUUGCUGAAAAUGGAGGAGGUGACUGUUACGUCCCACAGAGAAUCGUAUUCAUUGAAGUAGAUGAAAAUGAAGCUUUAAGUGAAGAGAAAGAAAGCACCAUGUCAAAAUGUUCAAAUACUAAAGAUAACAAGGACAGUCCUCAUCUAAAGCAUUUCCCAACUACCCGACUGGUACCUACAGCACAUGUAUUAAAUGCUACUGAGGAUAUCAGUAUGAAGUGCAGAGAGGACCCCUCUUCAAUGAAUGAUGUCCAGCCAGUGAGGAAGCCUCAUUUUAAAGGUGUGAAGAAAAGGAAAUGGAUUUAUGAUGAACCAAAGAACUUUCCUGGCCCUGGAAUGCGGAGAGCAGUACAGACUUCAAACUCCAAAAAUAAAAUGAGUUAUUAUCGCAAUAAUAAAAACCGAAAUGCUGAGAAUGCAUCCUAUAUCCAUGUUCAGAGGGAAACUGUCAGGACUGUCUCGUUGAGUGCACCUCCCCGCAGCAGGCCAGUGAAUGGGACCUACAAUAAAGUUGAUGUUAACAAGGAACCCAAACUCAACCUCUAUUCAGACAAAUAUCCGCCAACAUCAUAUAAUGGCUCAGCCUGGCGAAAAAGAAUUCCUUUCUCAAAAACAUAUUCGAAAACUGAAAAGAUAUAUACAGAGCCAAGAAGAAAUGGGAGCAAGUAAACCUGGAGGUUGAGAGAAGAGAAAAAUGAGAAAAGAGAAAAGUGCCAGACAUCAUUUGAUUUACAAUCAAAAAUGAAAAUUCAAAGAAUGAGAUACUCAAGUACUCCAUACUAUAUACUGGAUAGCCAACGAUGAUAAAAAUGCAAAUUCUGAAAAUAAGAUGCAGGAAGUACAUUGUGCUCUUUCAAAACUGAUAAAAAUGCAAAUUACAAACAGCUGCCUGUGUAUUUAGUAGGUUUGAAAUUCAUUCCAUGCAUUACCGCAAACAUUUAAUAAAAUUUAAAGGUU
Molecule: messenger RNA, 1682 nt
Organism: Lemur catta (Ring-tailed lemur)
Lineage: Eukaryota; Metazoa; Chordata; Mammalia; Primates; Lemuridae
Gene: ZC3H11D
Product: chromosome 6 C12orf50 homolog
Exons: 13
Coding region: 156-1394 (412 amino acids)
Source: RefSeq, a predicted model, not a curated record